AGCUGGAGAAGCAUUUUGAUGCAGCAGUGGCUUUUGUUGGUUCCAAGGGCAAUGCUGAUCGUAUUGAUGGCAACACAAGGAUGCAGCUUUACGGGCUUCACAGGGUUGCCAUGGAAGGACCUUGCCACGGGCCACAGCCAACGGCAUUGAAGGUUUCAGCUCGUGCUAAGUGGACCGGUAGCCGUUUUUGAACUGAACUACGGUGGAUUCAUUUUGGUAUGGUAGGAAUGCUUGGCAAAAGCUGGGUGACAUGAGCUCAGAAAGGGCAAUGGAACGGUAUAUGGCCCUUCUGUCAGCAAGCAUACCUGAAUGGGAGGACAAAAUCAUAAAAAGUGAGAGGCCUUUCUGAUGCCUGUAGCUGAUCACGCUGAGGGCUGCAGUUUCUAGUACUUGCGAAUGAAUGAAUCUGGCAUGUCAAAAAAAAGAAGUAGGAAAAGUAAUGUACCAUGUCGUUUUGCAGCUGUGGAACUCGUGAGAUUCUGUGUUAGUUUGUGCUUCUAAGGAACUACGACCACAAAAUCCAAAAGACCCUCAAAAAUGUUUUCAUCCAAGUUAGUCAGUAAUUAAAUUGGGCCUUGGCCCAACGUCCCAAACUCACUUGAAAGCAUCCGAUCCGAAUUUCAUUCAGAUCUGGGAUUGUCUGAGAGGAAUGCUUGCAAUUUUAUACUAAAUUAAUUAAUUAAUAUCCCACCGGCGCCGGUGACCUCUGCUAAAGCAAUUACUCCGUCGACAAAUUCCUUCUACUAGCAGAAGUAUUCUCGUCUCGUCGGCCUAAGACUCGUCUUUGAGACGGCAGCCGUAAAAUAACAAAAAUGGGAGUGGUGGAGGAGAGCGAUGUUUGGGAACCCAAUAAAGCGCUCUACCUAUUCACGCUAAUAUCAUGCUUCGCUUCCAUCUAUUUCUGCCCUCAUUACUCUGGCAGAGCGGCACCCACUACAGUCUUCGAUCACGCCCAAUCCUCAUCAGCUUUCUUCCGUUUCCAAAGAAGUUUCCUUCUCCUAUUUUCACUCUCCUCCGUGAUGGAGGGCUUGGGGACGGUGUUCGGGGAGUUCGAAUGGGAACACUAUUACGGAGGAGUUAGUAAGGAGCAAAUGCUGCUGUAUGUGUGCGCGGGAUGCGCUGCCUCACUCUUUAUCGGUACUUUCUUAGGCGUGCUUUCUGAUUUGAUGGGUCCAAGGAACGUUUGCUUGCUAUUUUACACCCUGCAUCUCCUUGUUUCUAUAUUCAAAAGCUUCCUCACACAUCAAGCUUAUGUUCACAAGCUUCUGUCUUUCUCUUGCCUCUUCUAUAUUUUCCUUCAGUUUUGAGGCAUGGAUGGUCUUCGAGCAUGAUAAGCUGGGCCAGAGGCAAGAUACGUUAAACGACAUGUUUUGGUUAAUGACUUUUAUUGAAUCUGCAUCAUUCAUCUGCAGCCAGUUCCUUGGGAAUUGGUUGAUUGGAGGCAACAGGGAUAAAUCCAUACUUUCUCCUUACAAUGCAGCUGUGGUUCUAGCAAUUAUAUGUAUCCUUCAUGUUGCUCGGGGAUUCAAGGAAAAUCCACGAACAGCCAGUUGUAGUGACUAUUGGAUUUCGUUCCAGACACAUAUCUUUUCAGAUAAAAGGGUAUGGUUGCUAUCAUGGUCACAAGUUUGUGUACACCUCUCUAUUGCAGUUUUCUGGGUUCUCUGGGCUCCAACAAUUGUGGCUGAUGGCAGAGAGGUACAAUUAGGAUUAAUAUAUCCUUGUUUGAUGGGGGCAAGAAUGCUAGGAAGCACUGCAGUUCCCUGGUUGUAUAAUGGAACGAUAUCACUUAGGAUAGAGGAAUGUUUAAUAUACGUGCUUCCUGUCAUGGGCCUCCUUUUAUCUGUUGUAGCUUAUGAUUAUCAGGACGUUGGUGUUCUCCUAGUACUGUUCUUCUUGUUUCAUGCUUGCGUUGGUGUUGUUUUGCCAUCACUUGCCAGAUUGAGAAGCAUGUAUGUACCAAAUGAACUUCGUGGAGGAAUGAUAACUCUAUCUCAAGCUCCUGUAACAUGGUGUUCUUGUUAUUUUUGGUGCAAAGAGGUUAUUAUCGCACUGUUGCAAAUUCAACGAUUAUUGCAUUUGCUGCUUUUGGUCUAUUCUCAUCUGCUGGCUGCAUGUAUAUGUUAAAGCGGCCAGGGAAGCAACUCUACCAAAAUUGGCACAAGUUGUGAUGUAUAUGCACAUUCUUGCCAGAUCACUUAUUUGAGCAGUCCUGCAUCAUCAGUCAUUCUUAAACAGAUGGAAAUUAGACCUUCUCGAUUAUUGCCUGCUGAAUGACUGAAAAAUGAAGGAAUGAGUGAAAGUCCAAAGAACACAAUAGGAGAUUAUUGUGGGCUUGAUAUUGAGCUUUGUGAAUUCCAAUUUGAAUUCCUUCCACUGGGUCGAGUAAAGGGCUGGUGCAUUAGAAUCAAAACGAAGCAUGCUUUGAUUAGCUCCGUGUUUUAUUAUUCGGUGAUGGUUCUCAAGAUAUGCAUGAUCUAGAAAAUCAAGCGAAAUCCGCAAGAAGGUGCCAUGAAUCUUCUGUGCCCAACCACUUUCGCGAGAGAGAUGAUGUUCCGGUUGUAAUCCUGCUUUUGGUUAUUCGUCUUAUAGAAAGCUGUAAAGUUCCAAAGGGGAGAGAGGUUUCAUUUUGUUGGAAGUUCGCUGUUUACGUUUUGUACUGGAGGAAAUGAGUGAGCCAUAUUUUAGAUGUAAGCUAACUCAUGCAAUAUAAUGUUUGGGAAGAAUGCCGAGCGACCUACUAUUUAUUUG
Messenger RNA from Coffea arabica (coffee), 2751 nucleotides. RefSeq lists its product as uncharacterized. Gene Ontology annotation, cellular component: membrane. Gene Ontology annotation, biological process: molybdate ion transport. Gene Ontology annotation, molecular function: molybdate ion transmembrane transporter activity. Lineage: Eukaryota; Viridiplantae; Streptophyta; Magnoliopsida; Gentianales; Rubiaceae. The record is from RefSeq and is a predicted model, not a curated record.